Molecule: messenger RNA, 1386 nt
Organism: Alternaria infectoria
Lineage: Eukaryota; Fungi; Ascomycota; Dothideomycetes; Pleosporales; Pleosporaceae
Exons: 2
Coding region: 1-1386 (461 amino acids)
Source: RefSeq, a predicted model, not a curated record
AUGGCUACUCUCGCAGCAAACGACCAGGAGAACGCCGUCCGUCAUCUGCACGCGGGUGCGGCGGGCAAGCCGCUCAAUGCCGGCCUCAAGGGCUUCAACGCCAAAACACCCGGCAACAAAGCCCCCAAGACGCCUUUCAAGAUCCCCCUCAACGACGAAAAUGCCGUGGGCAAAGCGGGCAAGUCGGUCCUGCAGACCAAGGGCAAGGGAAACGAGCUCUUCACCACCAACAAGGGCGGCAAGAUCGACCAGAAUGCCUUCGUGACGCCAGCCGGUCCGCGCACGCGCGCGCCGCUGGGCAUGAAGACGACCAACGCCAAAUCGAGGCCCUUUGGAACCCCAGCGCCCCUCUCUUCCGCAAAGACACAGAAACUCAGCCCUCGCCUGCGCCGCCCCAAAGUCAAGGUCCACCAGCCGGAAGUCGCGCAAGAGUCCGAAGAUGACGUGCCUGAGAUCGAAUACAUGCCCCCGAAGGAGGUCCCGUUCGAAGAUGACAUGGACGAAUACCUACCCAAGAACUGGACCAUGCCCAAGCUCAGUAACCAGGACAUGGUCCGCGGCAUUUGGCAGGCCUACCACAACCCAAUUGAGGACGAUGGAAGGACGCGUGAGCAGCGCAAGUUCGAGGAGGAGAUAGAGCAGGGUCGGAAAAAGCGUGAUGAGCAGAUGGACAAAAUACUCGCGGCGCAGAUGGCCAAGGACGAUGCGGAGACGAAAGAGUACUACGGUAUCAAGGAGCCCAAGAAGGAGGCCCCCAAGGCACCUGCUGCACUCAGGAAAGCGGCCACUGGACCAUCGACCAUGCGAGCCAGAUCUGCUGCCGCCGCUCUCUCUCCACCGUCCAAGCCUAGCUACGCUGCUCCCACUGCAGCUGUAAAGUCGCGCGUACCCACUGGCCUAGUCGCAGGCAGGAAGGGAGCAAAGACGCCCACGGAGCUCACAGCAUCCCGUCAAGCAUCCGCCGCAGCAGCCUCCAAGAGCACCAUCGGCUACGCCCAAGGCCGCGCCGGACGCGCAGCCCCAGCUGCACGCAAGCCUCUCUCCAACGUCACCAAGCCCGCUCCUUUCUCCGCUGGCCCCCGACCUGCCUCCUCGACGCACAUCCGCAGUGCCAGCACAAACACGGGUACCAUGCGAGGUCGCGGCCCCGUGUCUCGCUGCAGCUCAACUUCCACCAAUACCACACUUGUCACACCUCCAGAGGAAGAGCAGCCCCGCCGCACGGCUGAAGAUGUAGAGCGUGAAAUGGAGUUGUUACUUCUGUCACGCUCCGACGACGAGGACGACGACGCGUGGAUGAACAGCUUCAACACCCAGCUACACGGUGAAGAUCCCCUCGAGGAAGACCACGAGAAUUUCCAGCUUCAACUCCCUGAAGGCUUCUAG